AUGGCAUAUGACAGUCAGACCGAUAGGUCUGUGUCGCCCAUCCAGUCCAUCUGCGAGGAGAGCAUCACAGCGCCGAGUGCUGUGAGCUUGCUACAGCCGAGUAUUGAUGAGCCAACCCACGAGGCCUUCGCUCACGAGGCUAUUGAUGAAGUCAGAUUUCAUCACCAGCCGAGUCCCUUGUCAAGGACCAUGAUAAUUAUCACAGAUAUUUUCGCACUUGCUCUCGGCUUCGGUCAUUUUGUAUUUGUCUGUUUAGUAGCAUCAUACCAUGGUCGUCCUAUAGAUUUCAAGUAUGGUCAAUUUCAGGCUAUCCUAACCACGGCUGCCCCAAUUUUCCCCAUGGUAUUUGCAUUUAUCAUGGGAAGACUAUUCUACCAUUCUGCCCGGCUGCAGCUAGAAAUGGGGAGCUCACUUGGUACUCUGGAGCAACUUAUUGGGAGCCAAACAUUAGGCGGUGCUGCUGCUCUUCAUCUUAAAACAGCAGCUUUUAAUCCUCUAGCUGUGCUAAUUUUUGCUUUAUGGUCAUUCUCUCCUCUCGGCAGCCAGUCGCUGCUACGUAUUCUUCAUCAAGAAACGCCGUCGGACUCUACGACUUUUGUCUAUCUGAACACUCAGAAAGCCCACCCUAAUGAAAUUCUUAAUGGCUCGAUGAAGAAUUCAUACAUCAGGAGCUUGAAUUCAGAUGUGAAUAUCGCGGCUGGGCCGACUGAUCCUUGGGGGAAUACCAAAAUUCCCUUCUUACAGCCAGCGGCUCUGGAUCUAAAGGAUAACCAAUCUUGGCAUGAGCUACCGAAAAACCAGACGAGGCCAUACUCAGCAUUAUUUGGUGUCCCCAUUUCUCAUUUAAUGCCUGGGAACAGCAUGAUAUCUAUUGAAACAACCUAUUUGGAUCUGGACUGCGAGCCUUUUGAAACGAAAUGGGAUCAGCCUCACGAGGUUUCCCUCGACGAGACAAAGCUAAAUCAAACGGCUCUAGAGGAAAUUGCUUUUUACACGGAAACAAUGCUUCGCAACUAUACUGGAGUGAUUGCUAAUGGAAGCUGGUACGGAUAUCAGCAGGGUUCAAAGAGCAGCAAUGUAGCACGGUGGAAUAUUGCCCUAGACCGUUUUAUUGGCACAGAUUGGCUCGCCUUCAGGGAAUCUAGCCUCAAUGCUUUCCAAAAUGAAACUACAAUCGAGGCAGGCUUGACCAAAUUGCUCGUUCAAUUUGACUAUCCACAGGAUCAACAUGGUGGACGGGUAUCCCUAGGGAGACAUCUCUUAAUCAGGAGCGAGUGCCGCGUGUCGCAAAAGUAUGUCGAGACCCGACUCUCUUGCUCAGCCAUUCCUGAAAAGCUCCGACCAGACUGUAAUGUGGUAGCUCAGCGCGCGUCUCUCACACCGCACCCGCCUGAGAAUCUUUCCAUUCUUUCUCAUCCCCAGAUAUUUGGCGCCAUUUCACGGCUCGUCCCCUCCGUCUUCCUGGCUGAGAAAGAAACUCUGAACUACAUCUUCAACGUGGCUAAUCUACAAAUGAUCGAGGAUCCGAUUCCAGCGACCAACCUCAGUACACGUUUAAGUCAGGCCAUCAACACGUUCUAUUUGGUGCAUCAGAUCUCUAAUUUCAUGGACCCCCUGGAAGUGCCAUCGUACGAAGUUGGUGUUCCCUUUUUAGCCCCAGCGUGGACUGUUGGCAACGCCACCAGAACAGACGCGUAUUAUGUUUACUUGAUAAACUGGCCUUGGAUGGUUGUCUCUCUGGUCUCAUGCCUGAUUCUUGUUCUUGCAAGUAUCGUGGGAGUGGGAUUUGUACACUCAGGGCAUGGGCCGGAGGUGCUAGGCUAUGUCUCUACUGCUAUCCGAGAUUCUGACAUUGCCGGGCUACCUCCUCAAGCAGCACAAAUGGAUGGCGAUGAACUAUCAAAAGCAAUGAGGAAGAGGCGUUUUCGAUAUGGCCGAAAGAUUAGUGAAAAGGGGCCGCCUACGGUUGGAUUUGGGCCUGAGGAGGAUAUAAUAAUUCUGUAG
Messenger RNA from Clonostachys solani, 2004 nucleotides. The record is from the annotation of a GenBank genome assembly. NCBI's taxonomy places the organism in Eukaryota, Fungi, Ascomycota, Sordariomycetes, Hypocreales, Bionectriaceae.